AUGGCUGAUCCCCUCAAUAACACUAGUAAGGCUGAGGCUGUUCACACCGUUGAUAGUGACCUAGAAAUCAACAAGGAUGAACAAGGGUUUGCUAAGAAUACCAAUGUUACUGAGGAUGUCAAUGACAUCGACAAUAAUGAGCACCCUAAGGCCAAUACUGAAACUGAUACUAAUGUGGUAGACUUAGAUGAGUACUCUGACGAUGAAUUACUUACCUCCUCGAAUCCUAAUGUAGCCAACAGGCUAAUAACAACAAGAAAAGGAAAAGCUGUUGUCCAAGGAUCACUUAAAAGGAGCACUCAAGUGAACAACCCUGCCAAAGACGUUGUCAAGAAGAAGAGUACUUCUGCAGGUCCUGUCAAGAGCAAAGCUAUAACCAAGAGUAAAGUGGUUGGUCCAUCGAAAACUUUAAGCAAGGUCAUUCCAAAGAAAAGAAAGGAGCGGGAAAUUGUUGAACCUAAAUCUGAUGUUGAAGUGAAUGUCCCUGACAUUCCAUCAAGGAAGAAGCCUACAACCAGUAAGCUUACUGCAAGUACUCCUGAAGUUCCCAUUGAUAAUGUGUCUUUCCACUAUGCUUCUAGUGCCAGCAGAUGGAAGUAUAUUCUCCAAAAGAGAUUGGCUGUUGAAAGGGAAUUGGAUCCAAAUUAUCUUGAGAACAAGGAGGUCUUAGAGCUGAUUCAAGAAGCUGGACUACUAAAAACUGUUUGCAAUCUUCCCAAAUGUUAUGAGAAACUGGUCAAAGAAUUUGUGGUGAACCUAUCUGAAGAUUGUGGCAACAGCAGGAGUGCAGACUACAUAAAGGUGUCUGUAAGAGGUAAGUGUGUAUCGUUCUCUCCUUCUGUGAUUAAUAAAUUCAUGGGAAGAACAGAUGAAGCUCAAACCGAGCUGGAAGUAACAGACAACUAA
Molecule: messenger RNA, 906 nt
Organism: Vicia villosa (hairy vetch)
Lineage: Eukaryota; Viridiplantae; Streptophyta; Magnoliopsida; Fabales; Fabaceae
Exons: 1
Coding region: 1-906 (301 amino acids)
Source: RefSeq, a predicted model, not a curated record